GUAUCGGCAGCACCCAGUCUUCUGCUUCACUUUGAUUCUCUGCGUUUUUGCUCUGCAAAGUCUUCAACUUUUUCAAGGAAUCAGAAGCAUCAAGCAAUGUUGGACAUCAAUCUUUUCAGAGAAGAGAAAGGCAACAACCCCCAAAUCAUCCGCGAAUCUCAGAAGCGUCGUUUCAAAAGCGUCGAGAUCGUCGACGAGGUCAUCCUGCUCGAUAAAGAAUGGCGUCAACGUCAAUUCGAGCUCGAGAAUCUCCGGAAAGAGUUCAACAAGAUCAACAAGAAAGUUGCUCAGCUCAGGAUCUCAGGUCAGGAUGCAACCGAGGUGAUUAAGGACACAGACGAAAACAAGAAGUUGACUGCAGAAAAAGAAGUUGAAGUUCGAGAGGCUUUAAACCUUUUGAAUUCAAAAUUGGAAAUCAUUGGAAACCUUGUGCAUGAUAGCGUUCCCAUCCAUGAUGAUGAGGCCAAUAAUGCUGUGGUUAGAUCGUGGGGUGAGAAACGGAUGGAGCCAAAACUCAAAAAUCACGUUGAGCUUGUUGAGCUUCUGGGUAUUGCUGACUUGAAGAAAGGUGCUGAAGUAGCAGGAGGUAGAGGUUUCUACUUGAAAGGUGCUGGCGUCCGCCUCAAUCAAGCUCUGAUAAAUUUUGGUCUUGAUUUCCUUGAGAAAAGGGGAUACACAGCAUUGCAGACUCCAUUUUUUAUGAGAAAAGAUAUUAUGGCAAAGUGUGCUCAAUUAGCACAAUUCGAUGAGGAGCUGUAUAAGGUAACCGGAGAGGGUGAUGACAAAUAUCUGAUUGCUACAGCUGAACAGCCACUUUGUGCAUAUCAUGUGGAUGAUUGGAUUCAUCCUACACAGCUGCCCAUAAGAUAUGCUGGAUAUUCAUCGUGUUUCCGCAAGGAAGCUGGUUCACAUGGUCGAGAUACCUUGGGAAUUUUCAGAGUUCAUCAGUUUGAAAAAGUUGAACAGUUCUGUAUGACAAGCCCAAAUGGCCAGGACUCUUGGGAAAUGCACGAGGAAAUGAUCAAAAACUCUGAAGACUUUUAUCAGCAGCUCAACCUCCCUUAUCAUGUUGUGUCCAUCGUUUCUGGUGCUUUGAAUGAUGCAGCAGCAAAGAAGUAUGAUCUCGAAGGAUGGUUUCCUGCAUCUCAGACAUACAGGGAGCUCGUCUCAUGUUCAAACUGUACAGACUACCAAUCAAGAAAAUUAGAAAUUCGAUUUGGGCAGAAAAAGAGCAAUGAGCAGACAAAGCAAUACGUCCACUUGUUGAACUCCACUCUUACAGCUACUGAGAGAACCAUAUGCUGCAUUCUUGAGAACUAUCAAAAGGAAGAUGGUGUUGAGGUACCAGAAGUCUUGCGAAACUUCAUGGGUGGAGUGUCCUUCCUACCUUUCAAGAACAAACCAGCCCCUGAAGUCAAAGGGCCUAGAAAACCCGUUCAACUCAAUCAAGCUGGUUCCCAAUUCACAUCAACCAUGAAACUGUUUCAAAAGCCGUUCUUCAACUUGGUCCGGGGACUCGGGUUACAAAAACUAAGCUUGUUAUUGAAAUGAGAAGUCAAUUCUUUUUCGAGUCACUUUUCAAAUGCGCAAGAAUGACCUGAUUCCAAGCUAUCUUUUACUUAGCAAAGGGGUUCCAACCCUUUGAGCCCCCAACUUGGAAAUUUUGCAUCUUAUGACUAAAUCUUGGAAAGUAUUGUAUCUACAGAAAAUUUUCCUUCUCCUGUCGAAGUCAAAAGAAUAACCGACUUUGAAGAACAGCACAUCUAUUUCAAAGUGUUGCAUCAUUCAGACUUCAGAGUAUUCAAUGAUUAAUCUUUUUUGUCCAUAA
Rosa chinensis is the source of this 1828-nucleotide messenger RNA. Its product is annotated as serine--tRNA ligase. Gene Ontology annotation, biological process: seryl-tRNA aminoacylation. Gene Ontology annotation, cellular component: cytosol. The coding region runs from base 97 to 1551 and encodes 484 amino acids. The record is from RefSeq and is a predicted model, not a curated record. Gene Ontology annotation, molecular function: ATP binding; tRNA binding; serine-tRNA ligase activity. The transcript has 10 exons. NCBI's taxonomy places the organism in Eukaryota, Viridiplantae, Streptophyta, Magnoliopsida, Rosales, Rosaceae.